Messenger RNA from Henningerozyma blattae CBS 6284, 642 nucleotides. RefSeq names its product carbonate dehydratase NCE103 (gene NCE103). NCBI's taxonomy places the organism in Eukaryota, Fungi, Ascomycota, Saccharomycetes, Saccharomycetales, Saccharomycetaceae. Gene Ontology annotation, molecular function: carbonate dehydratase activity; zinc ion binding. The record is from RefSeq and is a predicted model, not a curated record. Gene Ontology annotation, biological process: cellular response to carbon dioxide; cellular response to oxidative stress; carbon utilization. The transcript has a single exon. Bases 1 to 642 code for a protein of 213 amino acids. Gene Ontology annotation, cellular component: cytoplasm.
AUGCCAGACAUUUCUCAUUCAGACUCUGCUUCUAAUACCCAAGCUCAUAUCCAUGCCGAAUUAGCCGCACAAAACGCUACCUGGCUCUCAUCUUUCCAAUCUCAACAUCCAGGCAUUGUUCCUGAGCAAACGGCCUUGGGACAAUCGCCUUCGUCAUUUGUCAUCACCUGUGUCGACUCUCGUUAUAACGAAUCGGCUCUUGGGUUCUUGCCCGGACAAGCACUUGUGUAUGCUUCCGUCGGUAAUCUUUGUGACACAAAAUCAUCCGCUUCCUCUUUUCUAUCCACUUUGGAAUUCGCUGUGAAUCUUCUCAAAGUGAAACGUGUAAUAAUCUUGGGUCAUACUGAUUGUGGUGGUAUCAAGGCAGUAAUCAAGUUGGAUCCACCAUCUCACGAUGAAGCCACUGCAAACCCUCAUUUUUUCGGCAACUUGAGUGAAUUUUAUGAGUUGAAAAAUUCCACUCUAGCUAAAAACUCGUCUAUAAAGGAGAAAGAUUUACAAAGUGUUUUGGAAUUGGAAAAUGUUAAGUCCCAGACUUCCAAGAUCAAAUCUUACGUCACCGAUGUCAUUGGUUCAACAGAUGUGGAAGUAGUCGGGAUGUUGUACCAUGUAGAGGGAGGCCAUGUAGAAGGGGUUUGCUAG